AUGGCAUCUAACGGAGUAAACGGAACUCACGAAGCGGAUGGGAGCCUUCAAGGUUCUUCUCCAUGCUCCUCCAGCCGUGUAUCGCCUCGCCCCGAAACCCUAACUGGAACUCUCGAUAACAAAGUUCAAGCCUUCAAGGCACAAGUCAAACUUAUCUUCCGUACCUUGCUGAUUCCACCACUGGUUCACGAUAGCGAGAAAUGCAAAAUAACUCUAAAACAGUGUCUCAAGAUGUUCGACGAGCACGAGGAGAGCUUCAAAACAGUAGCGGGACCGAUACUGAUUCAAUACCUGGCUGACCUUAUAACAGAGCUCAUUUUCCUGAAUGAGAACCGUGUCAAAUAUACUGGAACUCCAGCAACCGCGGAGUUUAAGCGAGUAUGGUUGGAGAAAAUCACAAAUCUGCAGAAAGCGCCGCAAAUCCAAAAUCUAAAUUUUGUUAGAGAAGUAUUGAUGGAGUUUUCAACGGCCUUCAAAGCAUACUCAGAAGAAGACCAACAUUUUCUUCGGGAGUUCAUGAUUAGGGAGAUUGCAAUUUUCGCCAACGCUUUGACCCACCGUAUAGAUAUCGAAAAAAACCAAUUAAUUGGUCAUUUUCAUAUAUUACUUGAAAAACAACAUGCGGAGCUCCAAAAACUGGCAAAGAAUUCGAAUGCAGAGAUGGCAGGCAUGCAGCAAGAAAAACAUGUUCUGGUCUCAAAAAUGAAGGAAUUAAAACAACAAAAUGCUUCUUUCGAGAAAGAGAUUGGACAAAUGAACCUUAAAAUGAAGAAAAUGGCUGAAGAUCUCGAGGAGAAAACCAGGAAAGAGCAAAAUGGGAAAUCGGCAGAUGAAUUUUUGACAUUCGAGGCUGAGGAAGAAAUUGCAAAUCUGGAGGAGGAGCUUGCCCAACUCAAGACGGAAAACCAAGAGCUCAAAUCGCAAUUGGAGAACGGAGGAAAAAUCGAAAAACCAAAUGAGGGCAACACUUCAAUUGAACAUCUGGAAAACGAAUUGCGGAAACUGAGUCUAGAUCGAGAGAAACAAGCAACCGAGAUGAAUGAGAUGAGACAAAAGAUUGCAGUGCAACAAUUGACAAUUGAUAAAUUGAAAAAGGAGGACAAUCGAGAUGCAAUUGAAAGUCUGGAAAGAAAGAAGUCGGAAAAUUCUGCUCUUAGAAAACAAGUUGAAGAAUUGACAAGCCGAAUGGAAGAGCAUAAAAUCAAAAUUCUGGCAGUCCUAGAUGAAGACAAAGAAGAAAACAAUGAACGAAUUAGAAGUCAAAUCCAAGCAAUUUUUACUAAAGAAGAUGAUUCGACGGCUCCGAUUACUGAACUCGACGGUAGUCCAGCUAAAUUGAAAGGUUCCACCCACUCCAACUCCGAAGAAAGCUCGGCUACAUCUGAAGCAUCGGACGAUAGUGUUUCUAACCGCCCAAAGAGAAAAACGGGGGAGAAGAAUUAUUGCGAUGUUCAAUACUCAGCGUUCUUUAUUGUCGAAAACUUCGAAAAUGUUCGGAUCUUCUGCAACCACCCAAGGUACGUUUUUGGUGAUUUCCAAUACUACCGUAAAACCUUGAGCGAGGCUUCUGCUCAUCAACCAGCAUCAACCCAUGUUCCAUUCGGAACUCUUGCCCAAACCGCCCUGAAUUUGUCAACCACGUCUUCUGCACCAGCCACGUCCAAUAGUGAUGCACGUCCGAAAGCUCCUUCGAAGCCACGCAAGAGAACUGGUUUAGUAGAAAUGAAUGAUAAAGAUAAAUUAAUCAUGUUUUCAGCACUCGCUGUCAAAUUGACAGCAGAAAACGUGAAAACGGAGUUCGCAGAGAUGAAAAUGAACCAGUUGAGCAAGGCGGAAAAACGACAGAUUGGAGAGUUCGGUGCGGUAGAGUUGGGCUUGAUUCUGAUCAAUGUGACGUUCCAAAACGAAGGCUUGCAAAGCCAAUUGGCCUCGAUGGAUACAACUGAAAACGACGAGAAGACCGCAGCUCCACAAGUAGUCGAUACUAAAACGAAUACAUGUGAUCAAAUCUUGGAGCCAAUGCCGUCUAUCUCGCCAUCCUCCUUGCAAUUGGACGGACUUGCAAAAACGUUUGGAAGAACUGGAGAAGGAGUUGUCAAUUCAGAAAAUGAUGUUGGAGGAGAAAGAUAA
This is a messenger RNA of Caenorhabditis remanei, 2130 nucleotides long. RefSeq lists its product as uncharacterized. The transcript is spliced from 15 exons. NCBI's taxonomy places the organism in Eukaryota, Metazoa, Nematoda, Chromadorea, Rhabditida, Rhabditidae. The record is from RefSeq and is a predicted model, not a curated record. The coding region runs from base 1 to 2130 and encodes 709 amino acids.